AUGUCCCCAACGCUGCAUCUCCUGUGGGUUCUGCUAGCCCAUUUACCAGGUGACGUUAUCCACGCGGCCCCAGUGCUCAAUCAGACCCCAAUGACCGGACCUGGUUCCGCUGGACAAACCGUCCGGUUAGAGUGUCGGAUACAGAACGGUAAUGUUGGCAGUUACCGCAUGAACUGGUACCGACAACGUCCCGGGGAGAGACCGCAGUUGGUGUUAGAACAUCAGACGGACAAUGAUAUAUACCGAGGGCCAGGUAUUACAAACCGUUUUCAACCGUCCAGAGAUACUUCCAGCAACAGUCACAUCCUGACCAUCAGCCGUUUGGAGUCCGGGGACUCCGCUGUCUAUUACUGUGCAGCGUGGGAUAGUGGAGUUAUCAUCGGUCCAGGCACCAUCCUGGAUAGUAAGAGUAGUGAGUCCCGGGAGCCCACAGUUCUGCUGCUCCCCACCCCCUCUCCGGAUGAGACCGACUCGGGUUCUGCCACUCUCUCCUUUCUGAUGAGUGGUUUUAAGCCGGGCUUAGUAGCGCUGCGCUGGACCGUGGAUGGAGUCGAGACGGAAAGCGGGGUGACGACAGGCGCCGUGUUCCUGGACACCGACCAGAUCUACAGACUGAGUAGUUACCUGCGGGUUCCCGCCGCUGCCUGGAACAAGGGCUCGAGCUAUUCCUGCAGCGUGAGCCACAGCUCGCUGAGCUCGCCGCUGCUCAACACCAUCUCCUCGUCCGCCUGUGCGCAGUGA
Hypanus sabinus (Atlantic stingray) is the source of this 741-nucleotide messenger RNA. RefSeq names its product immunoglobulin kappa light chain-like. Bases 1 to 741 code for a protein of 246 amino acids. The transcript is spliced from 3 exons. The record is from RefSeq and is a predicted model, not a curated record. NCBI's taxonomy places the organism in Eukaryota, Metazoa, Chordata, Chondrichthyes, Myliobatiformes, Dasyatidae.